This is a messenger RNA of Pyrenophora tritici-repentis Pt-1C-BFP, 2001 nucleotides long. RefSeq names its product Na+-dependent transporter SNF family. The record is from RefSeq and is a predicted model, not a curated record. Gene Ontology annotation, biological process: sodium ion transmembrane transport. Gene Ontology annotation, cellular component: plasma membrane. NCBI's taxonomy places the organism in Eukaryota, Fungi, Ascomycota, Dothideomycetes, Pleosporales, Pleosporaceae.
AUGGCGGCCUUUAAAAGAAUCCUCUUGAAGCUCUUGCCCGAGGCGAAAAAAGGUGAAGAUGGACGCGACAUGUUCUCCAACCGCAUCCAAUUCGUCCUCUGCGCCAUGGGCGGCGCCGUCGGUCUAGGAAACUUGCUCCGUUUCCCCUCCGUCGUAUACAACAACUACGGUCUUCAGUUUUUCAUCCCCUACUUCAUCGCCCUCUUCUUCGUCGCGCUUCCCAUCUUGGUAUUGGAAAUCUCACUAGGCACCGUGUACCGCGGCGGUCCUGUGCUAGCGUGGCAUAGUGUUAAUAAACGGGCGAAAGGAAUUGGACUUUCGGUUGUUUUCAAUGGUUAUGUUGUCGUGACUUACUACGUCCCCCUCCUAGCAUGGAUCAUGAAAUACUUCUCCCGCUCCUUUCAAAGCCCGCUUCCGUGGAAAGGUCAAGAUCUCAGCGAAUACUUCGCGCAAGUCAUCGUCGCAAACGUCGAUCCUGCGUCUACCGGUAGCUUCAACCCCGAUGGUAGCGUCGCGGAAUACACGAAAUGGGUCGGCACCGGUAUGCUAGGCGAGACGGCCGGGUGGGCAAUCUUCACCUGGUUCGUUACUUGGCUGUGCGUUUUUCGCGGCGUGGGUAUGACGGGUCGCGUCAUCUAUGUUACCAUGGGCUUGCCGCUUGUUCUCAUCAUCAUUCUGAUUGGGAGGAGUUGCUCGCUGCCGAAUGCGGGCGAUGGGAUCAAAUUGUACUUUGCGACAUGGAGGACGAGUGCGCUGCAGAGUCCACAAAUUUGGCAGGCGGCUUUUGGCCAGAUUUUCUUCUCGAUUGGUGUAGGGUUUGGCUACUUUACCUCCUGGGCUUCAUACUGCACUCAGCACUCCAACGCGGUUCAAGACGCCCUCAUCAUCGGCUUCAGCAAUUCUGCUGUCGAAAUUAUCGCCGCCUUCAGCGUCUUUGGCGUAAUCGGCUACCUAGGCAUCGACCCCUCCGAGGGUAGAGCUCUCGGCACCUUUGUAACAGGCUUUAUCACGUAUCCGGAAGCCCUCGCCCAAAUGCCCGGCGCCCCUUUCUUCGCCGUCAUCUUCUUCUUCACUCUCUUCCUGCUCGGUCUCACAUCUGCGUUUUCCCUUCUUGAGGUCAUGACAACACUUAUCAUGGACACGGAUUGGGGCAGGAAAAUUCCCCGAUGGGCGGUCUGCACUAUUGUGACGAUCGUUUCUGCCCUUAUCUCCCUGAUUUACUGCACCGAAUUUGGACUACAGGCUCUUGAUGCGGUUGACACAUACGUCAAUGAUGUCGCCCUCUUCUUCACGGUGUGGUGCGAGUGCUUCGCUGCUACGUCAUUUUACCGCUGCCGCGAUGUAGCACAUCAAGUCGGUUGGCCGGGCUUCCUGACAUACACGAUUGGUUUUGCGGUCGCUCAGGGCCUGGGCAUCCGUGUUGCGUAUGGUUCCACGCCCGGAAUUGGUGCUGGUGUUGGUUUUGCCUUUUUCGCAGCAAGCACUUUUGUGAGUCUGUUUAUGGCAAAGACGCCAGCAAUUCCGGCGCCAAGGUUCUGGGGAAACAGAAAGUUUUUAAGUCGGUUCUGGUGGGUUGCUUUCUACCCCGGAAACCAACUUACCCGCGAUCUCAAUGUUGUCAUCGGCGUGGGUAAGAACUGGAGUAUCCCUUACUUCUGGGCUGCUAUCAUGAAGUAUAUCUCCGGCCCUAUUCUCGCAAUCGUUCUCUCUUUCGCUUAUCCCAAAUUCACAAAAACUCACAUGUACGACCCCAUUAUGAUCUAUGGCUUCAGCAUCACCCAUCUAGUGGUCCCUACAAUCGUGCUUGGUAUCCUUAUGCCGCCAUGGUUCAACUGGAUUAUUCCAUCUGAGAAGAUUGCGCUGGGCGAGAAACCAGUGGCGCCGAUGGAGACGAUUGAUAAUUCGAAUGAGAUUUUCAGGUUAGGCAGUGAGGAGAGUGGAAGUACCCCGGGGGGCAUGAUGAUGGGGAGAGAGGGUGUGGUUAGGGAGAAGACGGGGUAG